Molecule: messenger RNA, 1578 nt
Organism: Candidozyma auris
Lineage: Eukaryota; Fungi; Ascomycota; Pichiomycetes; Serinales; Metschnikowiaceae
Exons: 1
Coding region: 1-1578 (525 amino acids)
Biological process (GO): lipid catabolic process
Molecular function (GO): triacylglycerol lipase activity
Source: RefSeq, a predicted model, not a curated record
AUGCUUCCCCUUGUUCUUCUCGUGUUCUGGUCCUCACUCGUUCUGGCCUUUGUGCUGGUGCCCACCCCCCCAUCGAAGGACUCCUUCUACAAUGUUCCUGGAGACAUCGCCAACUACAAAAACGGCGACAUCAUCAAGGUGAGAAACACCCCUGUGCCUGUGAGAUCGUUGAUCUUCGAGAUGAACGUCAAGAACGCCUGGCAGGUGCUUGUGCGCUCCGAAGACUCCUUUGGCGUGCCCAAUGCUUUUGUCGCUACCAUCUUGGAGCCUUACAACGCUGACCCAUCCAAGCUCUGGUCCUACCAGGCAUGGCAGGACGCCAAUUGCAUCGACUGUGCGCCUUCGUACUCCCUUUUGUACAAAGCGUCCAUGGAUACCAUCACCACCCAGUCAGAGAUCCCCUUUAUCCAGUAUGGUCUUUCCAAGGGCUGGUUCGUGGUGGUUCCUGACUACCAGGGCCCCAAAUCUACCUUCACUGCUGGACGUCAAUCUGGUAAGGCUGUUUUGAAUGGUGUUCGUGCGGCAUUGAACUCGGGCAAUUUCACUGGAAUCGAUGAGAACGCCCAGGUGGGUUUGUAUGGUUACUCUGGUGGCUCCUUGGCUACUGGCUGGGCAGCUCAGCUCCAGCCUGCUUUUGCUCCUGAGCUCAAGAGCAACAUCAUCGGUGCUGCUGUCGGUGGCUGGGUCACCAACAUCACCCUGACUGCUUUGGCUUGCGACGGAACCAUGGCUUCGGGUAUUAUUGCCAACGCUGUCAACGGAAUUAUGUCUGAAUAUUCGAUGUUCGACAAGGUUUUCGAGAGGGAGUUGAACCCCUUGAAGAAACGUAAGUUCAAGAAAGCAAAGGACAACUGUCUCCUUAAUUCGAUUGUCGAGUACGUGUUCCAGAAGUUCUUCUCGGGCCUCGUGCCUUACUUCUCCCGCAGACAAGAUUUCUUCCACGUUCCUGAGAUUGCUGAGAUCAUCAAGAACAACACCGCUGCUUUGGUUGCCGAGGACGGUGUUCCCGAGAUUCCCAUGUUUGUGUUCCACGGCAACGCCGACGAAAUCGUGCCCAUGGUGCAGCCAACCCGAGGCUACGAGAACUACUGUAAAUGGGGCGCUCCUUCCAUUGAAUGGACGGUUUCAGAGACGACAGGCCACGUCAUUGAGUCGUUUAUUGGCGUUGGUGCUGCUUUCUCCUGGUUGGAAAAGCGUUUCGACGGCCAGCCUCCUGUGGAAGGAUGUCAGCGUAGUCAGCGUACUUCCAACCUCGAGUACCCUGGUGCUGAUGUAGCCUACCGCCAGGUGUUGAACACCUACGUGAGAGGCAUUUUUGGUGCUGAAAUCGGCGAGGACACUAUUGACAUCGACGAGUCUACAUGGCUCAGCAAGAUCAUUCUGUAUGGGUUCAGCAAGUUCCUUGGUCUCAUCGGCCCUAUUCCAAUCAAGAGAGAGGAAACCGUGAGCAUUCAGGAGCUCGCCGGUAACAGAACAGUAGACGAGUUGUACAAGGGCUUCCUGGACGUGAAGAACUUGAUGCAAGCCAAAGAUAUCGACCCUAUCAGAGUGCUUGAAGGUGAAGAACCCACCAUUUAG